AUGCUCCACGUCAAUCCAGGGAAGUUCUGCUCCAGUGUUGUUGUUUCGGUACGACGUCCUCACGAUGCGUGUGUGUGCGUAUUUAUGUGGAAGGGGAGGACCGUGGAUAAAUAGAGCUCACAGUCAUCUCCUGUGCGUAAACGCGUAGAGCGCUGGACCUGGCUGCGACACGAAGCCUUCGGGUUGGCUGUGAAUUAAUGGAAACAUUUACAUGAAUUAAUUAGCAUAGAAAAAAAAAGAUCAUUUUUCAUUUUCAUCGUUUAGGCUAAAACACCGAGAUAGUUUUCAUUGCGCAAAAUGGAUGAAGAUAAACGGCUAUUAAAUGGAAAUAAGUGACAUUUGUCAAAUGUGGACGUUCAUUCUUGGACUAACGGAAGAUUCAUAUUUUGCUGUACAGUCUGUCAGAGAGAUGCCUUAGCUGUUUCUGAGGAUGCUUUGAACUUUAUCAAGGAUUUUUCUUUUAAAGUGUUCCGUGGAGGACAUCAGAAAAACACUCCUCGAGCUUUGCGCAUUGCGUAGUCGUCAAAGAAAUGCGCUUGUCCGCUGGAUAGGCUCCGCAUAAUGUCGGGACUAAUCUCUACUGGAAAGUGUCUAUCGCACCAUGAAUGUUAUAAACACAACAGAAACAAGGAGAGUGCUUAGCAUGCCCGGGAAACGUCGACAUGAAAUGCUGGUGGCGCUCUGUGGGCUGUUUUGGGUUGUGGCGAGGAGCGGAGCAGUUUCCAGAUGUGUGGACCAUGCCUGUAGUCCACCCAUUGGGAACCUGGCUAGUGGCAGGACCCUCCUCACCCUCUCGAGCUGCUGUGGGAGCAGCUCCGGCCCCUGCCUCCAUCCUCCUGUGGCUCCCGACCUCUGCCCAGAGGACACCCACCCAUAUGCUCACAUGACUGAUGACCCCUUUUUGCAUCCUGAUACCUGGUGGGCAUCAGGUGCAGGCACUGCAAUUCAAGAGCAGGAGGAUGAGAUCUGGUUGGACCUGGAAACACAGUUCUGUCUGUCCCAUGUGGUUCUGGUGUUUAGGUCACCUCGACCUGCUGCCAUGGCCAUCGAACGCUCAGCUGACUUUGGAAAGACCUGGGAAGUUCUUAAGCUCUUUUCAAAAAAUUGCAGCUUGGAGUUUGGUUUGCCUGAUGAAUUUAAUCAGCCAGGCUCUUUGUGCACAUCCCGUUACACCAGUGCUACACCCUGCACUGGAGGGGAGGUGAUAUUACGGACACUAGACCCCAGCAGUGCCAAAAAACUGGACCUUUACAGUCCGGAGGCCCUCGCUCGCCUCACCCUCACCAACCUCAGGAUCAGACUGCUAAAAGCUCAGACCUGUCCGACACCUUUAAAUCCCCCUGCAGAACAAUCAAGCCCCACAGCGUCGGUUCUGACCUCCACAUCCACCUCAGAAAGCCCUGCCUCAGCUCCUUAUGCUAUUUAUACAUUACUGGCCAGAGGGACCUGCCUGUGCCAUGGACACGCUGAGCAUUGCGUAACACACAACAGCAGCCGGAACACAAGACAGGACAGUGACAUGGUGUCUGGCAGGUGUCUGUGUACCCACCACACAACAGGAGAUCACUGUGAGAAGUGUGCUCCGCUCUACAACGAUCGUCCCUGGAGACCUGCCAACAGCAGCAGUGGGGAAUCCAACCCAUGCCAGAAGUGCCAGUGCCACGGUCAUGCAGAUAGCUGUCACUUCUCUCAGCGGGCAUGGCUCGCCUCCGGUGGCACCAGUGGUGGCGUUUGUGAUGACUGCAGACACAACACCGUCGGGCGCAGGUGCCAGCGCUGUCGCCACGGGUACCACCGGCACCCAUCCCAGCCACUCACCUCUCCCCACGUCUGCACACGCUGCUGGUGUGAUCCACGGGGCUCUUUGCCCCCGCGUCCUGGAGAGGAAGGACCCUGGUGCCACCCUAGAAGCGGGCAGUGCCACUGCAAACCUGGUGCAGGGGGCAUAGGCUGUAGCCACUGCCUGCCCGGCUACUGGGGUUUUGGAGAGGAGGGCUGUAAAUCAUGUGCCUGCCCCCACAGCUGUGAUCCAACCACGGGGCAGUGUUUGGACAGCCACUCAAAUAAUCAGGUGUUCAAUGUGCCCAUUGGUGGAAAGAUUCCUGAUCUGGAUCACAUGUUCACAAUUGAAGAAGAGGCACAGUGGUCGAAGGAGCUUGCAGUCUCUGCUCUGCAUUACACAGGAAAGUGUAGCUGUAAGGAGAAAAAGCUGAGAAGUGUGUCUGACUUCUGUAAGACCAAACAUGACUACGUAAUCAAGGCCAGUGUGCUGUCUGCUCAUGACAAAGGCAGCCACGCAGAAGUGCAGGUCAAAGUUCGCAAGGUCCUUCAAUCAGGCCGAGUGGCGCUCUCCUUGGGGACCAUCAGCAUCUAUCCCCUGUCCUGGACCAGCCGUGGCUGCACAUGUCCUAUUCUAAACCCAGGUAUGGAGUACCUGCUAGCAGGCCCCGAGGAGGCUGGGACAGGCCGUCUGCUGGUCACCAUGCAGAGUGUGGUGGUCCCAUGGACACCAAGGCUAGGUCUAGUUAUAUCAGAGGGCCUGAGGAAUGGAUGCCCAUGAACUACACUUCAGAGGAUUUCACAAGGAAAUUUAUGAGACAGUGGACAAUUCAGAAAGGGGACUGAAAGCCACUGGACAACCCGCUGCGUCAUGCGUGGGGAAAUUAUACGAGAGUCAUACUCAUUAUUGGUAAAGGCACGCACAAUAAGUGGGUGUGCAAGCAUAAAAUAAAGACUGAGAUGAAUGAUUGUGUAGUCACAUUGAAUAAACUGUGCCUUUCAUA
Messenger RNA from Scatophagus argus, 2783 nucleotides. RefSeq names its product netrin-4. Bases 602 to 2560 code for a protein of 652 amino acids. Gene Ontology annotation, cellular component: laminin trimer. The record is from RefSeq and is a predicted model, not a curated record. Gene Ontology annotation, biological process: basement membrane assembly; substrate adhesion-dependent cell spreading; cell migration. Lineage: Eukaryota; Metazoa; Chordata; Actinopteri; Scatophagidae. Gene Ontology annotation, molecular function: protein binding. The transcript has 10 exons.